Molecule: messenger RNA, 1047 nt
Organism: Stegastes partitus (bicolor damselfish)
Lineage: Eukaryota; Metazoa; Chordata; Actinopteri; Pomacentridae
Gene: opn8b
Product: opsin 8, group member b
Exons: 4
Coding region: 1-1047 (348 amino acids)
Biological process (GO): visual perception; G protein-coupled receptor signaling pathway
Cellular component (GO): membrane
Molecular function (GO): G protein-coupled receptor activity
Source: RefSeq, a predicted model, not a curated record
AUGGAUAUCUACGCCUCCGCUUUAUCCCCGGCGCUGGACAUCGGCACCGGUUGUUACCUGCUGCUUUUAACUGUGCUCUCCAUCGUGGGAAACCUGCUCGUCCUCGUCAUGGCAUUCAAAAGGUCGUCGAGGAUGAAGCCACCUGAGCUGCUGAGUGUGAAUCUGGCUCUGACAGACCUGGGAGCAGCUGUCACCAUGUAUCCUCUGGCCAUCGCCUCGGCCUGGAACCACCACUGGGUCGGGGGAGAUGUCGCCUGCGUUUAUUACGGCCUGGCUGGGUUCUUCUUCGGCGUCGCCAGCAUCAUGAACCUCACCGUCUUGGCCAUCGUGCGCUUCGUCGUGUCCCUCAAUCUGCAGUCUCCCAAGGAGAAAAUCGGUUGGAGGAAGGUGAAGCUGCUGUGCGUGUGGACGUGGCUGUACGCUCUGGUCUGGGCUCUGUUCCCCAUCCUGGGCUGGGGUCGCUACGGGCCCGAGCCCUUCGGCCUGUCCUGCUCGCUGGCCUGGGGCCAGAUGAAGCACGAGGGCUUCUCUUUCGUCAUCUCCAUGUUCUCCUUCAACCUGGCCAUGCCUGCCGUCAUCAUCGUCAGCUGCUACUUCGGCAUCGCCAUCAAGCUCUACGUCACCUACAAGAAGUCCAUGAACCACAGCAAUCGAAUCCCCAAUAUCGUGAAGCUCCAUCGGAGGCUGUUAGUAAUUGCCGUUUUGAUCAGCAUGGGCUUCAUCGGUUGCUGGGCGCCCUACAGCCUGGUGAGCAUGUGGUCCAUUUUCCACGACAGCAGCACGAUCCCGCCCGAAGUCAGCCUUCUGCCGUGCAUGUUCGCGAAAAGCUCCACCGUGUACAAUCCCAUGAUCUACUACUUCUUCAGCCAGAGCUUCAAAAGCGAGGUGAAGCAGCUGCCGUGGCUUUGCCUGGGCGCCAACCCGUGCCACGUCCCCAACAGCGUCAACGACAACAGCAUUUACGUGGUCCGGGCCGACCUCAAGCCCAAAGUAGCCACGCGGCCGACCCUGCAGGAGAUCACAGAGCUCAAGACGGAGUCUCUGUGA